Molecule: messenger RNA, 4617 nt
Organism: Indicator indicator
Lineage: Eukaryota; Metazoa; Chordata; Aves; Piciformes; Indicatoridae
Gene: LRP6
Product: LDL receptor related protein 6
Exons: 22
Coding region: 22-4617 (1531 amino acids)
Biological process (GO): chemical synaptic transmission; Wnt signaling pathway involved in somitogenesis; canonical Wnt signaling pathway
Molecular function (GO): Wnt-protein binding; Wnt receptor activity
Source: RefSeq, a predicted model, not a curated record
GCCUGCAGUUUUUGUUCCCUGAUGAGAGCUGCCCCGCUGUUGCUGUAUGCGAACCGACGUGACCUGCGACUGGUGGAUGCUGCCAACGGGAAGGAGAACGCCACGGUGAUCGUGGGUGGCUUGGAGGAUGCAGCAGCAGUGGACUUCGUGUUUGUGAAGGGGUUGAUAUACUGGAGUGAUGUCAGUGAAGAAGCCAUUAAACGAACAGAAUUCAAUAAAUCUGGGAGUGUACAAAAUGUGGUCAUUUCUGGACUUCUCUCACCUGAUGGGCUGGCGUGCGACUGGCUGGGAGAAAAAUUAUACUGGACAGAUUCCGAAACAAAUCGAAUCGAAGUUUCUAAUUUAGAUGGAUCACUGAGAAAAGUUUUGUUUUGGCAAGAACUGGAUCAGCCCAGAGCGAUUGCCUUAGAUCCUGCGAGAGGGCAAGCAGUGGUUAAAGGCUCCCUUCCACAUCCCUUUGCUCUGACGCUCUUUGGGGACACGUUGUACUGGACUGACUGGAACACGCACUCCAUCUUGGCCUGCAGCAAGUACUCCGGGGAGGACCUGCGUGAAGUACAUUCCAACAUCUUCUCUCCCAUGGAUAUCCAUGCUUUCAGCCAGAAGAGGCAGCCAAAUGCUACAAACCCAUGUGGAAUUAAUAAUGGUGGCUGCUCCCACUUGUGUUUGAUGUCUCCUACCAAGCCCUCUUAUCAGUGUGCAUGUCCCACUGGUGUGAAACUUCUUGAGAAUGGCAAGACCUGCAAAGAUGGUGCCACUGAACUCCUGCUCCUAGCCCGCCGGACAGACUUGAGGCGGAUUUCCUUAGACACCCCUGAUUUCACCGACAUCGUUCUGCCCCUGGAGGACAUCCGCCACGCCAUCGCCAUCGACUUCGACCCUCUGGAGGGAUACAUCUACUGGACUGACGAUGAGGUCAGGGCCAUCCGGCGCUCCUUCAUCGACGGCUCCGGCAGUCAGUUUGUCGUCACCGCGCAGAUCGCGCAUCCCGACGGUAUCGCUGUCGACUGGGUCGCCCGGAACCUCUACUGGACUGACACCGGCACCGACCGCAUUGAGGUCACGAGGCUCAAUGGCACCAUGAGGAAAAUCCUCAUCUCAGAAGACCUGGAAGAACCCAGAGCUAUUGUGCUGGAUCCCAUGGUUGGGUACAUGUAUUGGACUGACUGGGGAGAAAUCCCAAAGAUCGAGAGGGCAGCUUUAGAUGGCUCAGACAGAACUGUGCUGGUCAACACCUCGCUUGGCUGGCCCAAUGGACUGGCCUUGGAUUAUGCAGAAAGCAAGAUAUACUGGGGAGAUGCCAAAACAGACAAAAUAGAGGUCAUGAAUGCUGAUGGAACUGGGAGAAGAGUUCUGGUGGAGGACAAGCUGCCUCACAUCUUUGGAUUCACACUGCUUGGGGACUACGUUUAUUGGACAGACUGGCAGAGACGCAGCAUUGAACGUGUGCAUAAGCGCACAGCAGAGAGAGAGAUCAUCAUAGAUCAACUGCCUGAUCUGAUGGGCCUGAAAGCUACAAACGUCCACCAGAUCAUUGGUACAAACCCUUGUGCAGAGGAUAACGGUGGCUGCAGCCACCUGUGUCUGUACAGGCCCCAAGGCCUUCGCUGUGCCUGCCCCAUAGGCUUGGAGCUCAUCAGUGACAUGAAGACCUGCAUUGUCCCAGAAGCUUUCCUGCUUUUCUCUCGGAGAGCAGAUAUCAGGAGAAUCUCUUUAGAAACAAACAACAACAACGUUGCCAUUCCACUCACCGGAGUCAAGGAAGCUUCUGCCCUGGAUUUUGAUGUGACAGACAAUCGGAUCUACUGGACUGACAUUUCACUGAAGACCAUCAGCAGAGCCUUCAUGAAUGGCAGUGCACUGGAGCACGUGGUGGAGUUUGGCUUGGAUUACCCAGAGGGCAUGGCUGUAGACUGGUUGGGAAAGAACUUGUACUGGGCUGACACUGGAACUAACCGCAUAGAGGUGUCCAAGCUGGAUGGGCAGCACCGCCAGGUGCUGGUGUGGAAAGAUCUGGAUAGUCCCCGUGCCUUGGCCUUGGACCCUGCUGAGGGGUUUAUGUACUGGACUGAGUGGGGUGGUAAGCCAAAGAUUGAUCGAGCUGCUAUGGAUGGCAGUGAGAGGACCACCUUGGUACCCAACGUGGGACGUGCCAAUGGCUUAACCAUUGACUACGCUAAACGCCGCCUGUACUGGACCGACCUCGACACCAACCUGAUAGAGUCCUCCAACAUGCUAGGCCUUGACCGUGAGAUUAUAGCUGAUGACUUGCCUCACCCCUUUGGCUUGACUCAAUACCAGGAUUACAUUUACUGGACAGACUGGAGCCGGCGCAGUAUCGAGCGAGCCAACAAGACCAGUGGCCAGAACAGAACCAUCAUCCAAGGGCACCUGGAUUAUGUUAUGGACAUCUUGGUCUUCCAUUCCUCCAGGCAGGCAGGCUGGAAUGAGUGUGCUUCUAGCAAUGGUCACUGCUCCCACCUCUGCUUAGCAGUCCCUGUUGGUGGUUUUGUCUGUGGCUGCCCAGCUCACUAUUCCCUCAACUCUGACAACAGGACCUGUAGUGCUCCGACAACCUUUCUGUUGUUCAGUCAGAAGAAUGCAAUUAACCGCAUGGUGAUAGAUGAGCAGCAGAGUCCAGACAUGAUACUCCCCAUCCACAGCCUGAGGAAUGUUCGAGCCAUUGACUACGACCCCCUGGAGAAGCAGCUCUACUGGAUUGACUCUCGGCAGAACAUCAUCCGCAAGGCACAGGAGGAUGGCAGCCAGAGCCUGACUGUGGUGACAAGUCCAGUUCCCAACCAGAACCUCGACAUGCAGCCAUAUGACCUGAGCAUUGACAUCUACAGCCGCUACAUCUACUGGACCUGUGAAGCUACCAAUGUGAUCAAUGUCACCCGCCUGGAUGGCAGACCCAUGGGAGUGGUACUCAAAGGAGAUCAGGAUAGGCCCAGGGCCAUUGUGGUCAAUCCGGAGAAAGGGUACAUGUAUUUCACCAACCUGCAGGAAAGGUCUCCUAAAAUCGAGCGGGCAGCCCUGGAUGGAACCGAACGAGAGGUGCUUUUUUUCAGUGGCUUGAGCAAGCCUAUAGCCUUAGCUCUCGACAGCCAGCUGGGCAAGUUGUUCUGGGCUGACUCAGACCUGCGCAGAAUCGAGAGCAGCGACCUGUCAGGUGCUAACCGGAUCGUGUUGGAGGACUCCAAUAUCCUGCAGCCCGUGGGCCUGACUGUGUUUGAGAACUGGCUGUACUGGAUCGACAGGCAGCAGCAGAUGAUCGAGAAGAUCGACAUGACCGGGCGGGAAGGGCGCACAAAGGUCCAGGCUCGCAUUGCACAGCUCAGUGACAUCCACGCUGUGAAGGAGCUCAACCUUCAGGAGUACAGACAACAUCCUUGUUCUCAAGACAAUGGUGGCUGCUCACACAUUUGCAUUGUGAAGGGUGAUGGCACCACACGCUGCUCGUGCCCAGUGCACCUUGUUCUGCUGCAGGAUGAGCUGUCCUGUGGAGAACCACCAACAUGCUCCCCUCAGCAGUUCACCUGUUUCACAGGUGAGAUUGACUGCAUCCCGGUCGCCUGGCGCUGUGAUGGGUUCACUGAGUGUGAAGACCACAGUGACGAAAAGAACUGCCCAGUGUGCUCAGACAGCCAGUUCCAGUGUGAGAGUGGGCAGUGCAUAGACAGCGCCCUCCGCUGCAACGGGGAGGCGAACUGCCAGGACAACUCGGAUGAGAAGAACUGCGAAGUGCUUUGCUUAACCGAUCAGUUCCGCUGCGCCAGUGGGCAGUGCAUCGGGAAAAGCAAGAAAUGUGAUCACAACCUGGACUGCAGUGACAGCUCAGAUGAACAAGGAUGCUACACAACGGAGGAGCCUGCCCCACAGCCCAACAACACCAUAGGCUCCAUUAUUGGGGUGAUCCUCACAGUGUUCGUGGUUGGAGCAAUGUACUUCAUCUGCCAGAGGGUGCUGUGCCCACGCAUGAAGGGAGAUGGGGAAACAAUGACCAAUGAUUACGUGGUGCAUGGACCAGCCUCUGUGCCUCUUGGAUAUGUGCCUCACCCAAGCUCUUUAUCAGGGUCUCUUCCUGGGAUGUCCCGAGGGAAGUCUGUGAUCAGCUCCCUCAGCAUUAUGGGAGGGAGCAGUGGACCACCUUAUGACAGGGCCCAUGUCACUGGAGCCUCUUCCAGUAGUUCUUCAAGUACCAAAGGCACUUACUUUCCUCCAAUUUUGAACCCACCACCGUCCCCAGCUACCGAACGCUCCCAUUACACCAUGGAAUUUGGUUACUCUUCAAACAGCCCCUCCACUCAUAGAUCCUACAGCUACCGGCCGUACAGCUACCGGCACUUCGCGCCGCCCACGACGCCCUGCAGCACGGACGUGUGCGACAGCGACUACGCCCCCAGCCGCCGGGUGACGGCGGCGGCGGCAGCGAAGGGCUACACCAGCGACCUGAACUACGACUCGGAGCCCGUGCCCCCGCCGCCCACGCCGCGCAGCCAGUACCUGUCGGCAGAGGAGAACUACGAGAGCUGCCCGCCCUCGCCCUACACGGAGCGCAGCUACUCGCACCACCUCUACCCACCGCCCCCCUCCCCCUGCACGGACUCCUCAUGA